UAAUAUUAAAACAUUUGUACUAUAAUAUAACAAUGAAUUUCUUAUAUUUAUUAAUAUGCUCUCUUUGUGCGGUAGUAAAUGCCGGUGGGGAUACAUUAGUUUUAUUAGACAAUCUUGCAAUUAAAGAAACUCAUUCCAUAUUUUUUAAAAGCUUACAAGAUAGAGGUUAUGUUCUAACAUUCAAAUUGGCUGAUGAAGCCAAUUUAGUUUUAUCUAAGUAUGGAGAAUAUUUAUACAAGCAUUUAAUUCUAUUUUCACCUGCUGUGGAAGAGUUUGGAGGAUCAUUAAGUGUCGAGGCAAUUACAGAAUUCAUAGAUGAAGGCGGCAAUGUUUUGGUAGCAGGAAGUGAAUCCACUGGUGAUGCAAUUCGUGAAUUAGCUUCUGAAUGCGGUUUUGAGGUGGAUGAGGAAGGAGCAGCUGUUAUUGAUCAUCUUAAUUAUGAUGUGUCUGAUAAAGGAUCCCAUACAACUAUUGUUGCUGACCCACAAAAUUUAAUUGAUUCUUCAAUUAUUGUUGGCGAUAAAAAUAAAAUUUCACCCAUGUUGUAUUCUGGCACAGGAAUAUUAGCUGAUCCUGAGAAUCCAUUAGUUCUAAAACUUUUAUCAGCAGAUAGUACAGCAUAUAGCUAUCAGCCAGACCAAUCAAUUAAAAUGUAUCCUCAUGCUGUUGGCCGAAAUACGUUAUUAAUUGCUGGGCUGCAAGCUAGAAAUAAUGCACGUGUGGUUUUUAGUGGAUCUAUUCAAUUCUUUUCAGAUGAAGCGUUUAAUUCUAUGGUUCAAAAAAAUCAGGGUGGCACAGCAAAGAAAUCUGGUAAUAAGGAUGUAGCUAUAUCACUUUCACAAUGGGUUUUCAGAGAAAGAGGUCAAUUACGUGUAAAAUCAGUUAAUCAUCAUAAUGAAAAUGAGAAAGUUCCUCCUCCAUCAUAUACUAUUAUGGAUCCAGUGGUUUAUACAAUCCAAAUUCAAGAAUUGGUCAAUGGAAAGUGGGAACCAUUCAAAGCUGAUGAUGUUCAAUUAGAAUUUGUUCGCAUUGAUCCAUUUGUAAGAACUACUCUCAAAAAAUUAGCAAAUGGAAAUUAUGAAGCUAGGUUCAAAAUACCAGAUGUGUAUGGAGUUUAUCAAUUCAAGGUGGACUAUGACCGAACUGGAUACACACAUCUUUAUAGCACAACACAGGUUUCUGUAAGGCCACUAGAGCACACACAAUAUGAAAGAUUUAUACCCAGUGCUUUCCCAUAUUAUGCUAGCGCUUUCUCUAUGAUGGCUGGAGUGUUCAUAUUUUCAUUUGUAUUUUUUUUACAUUACAAAGAAGAGCCUACUAAGUCAAAACAUGAAUAA
Messenger RNA from Ctenocephalides felis (cat flea), 1337 nucleotides. RefSeq names its product dolichyl-diphosphooligosaccharide--protein glycosyltransferase 48 kDa subunit-like. The record is from RefSeq and is a predicted model, not a curated record. NCBI's taxonomy places the organism in Eukaryota, Metazoa, Arthropoda, Insecta, Siphonaptera, Pulicidae. Gene Ontology annotation, cellular component: endoplasmic reticulum membrane; oligosaccharyltransferase complex.